This is a messenger RNA of Mobula hypostoma (lesser devil ray), 1753 nucleotides long. It is a transcript of the gene mthfs, whose product is annotated as 5,10-methenyltetrahydrofolate synthetase (5-formyltetrahydrofolate cyclo-ligase). Gene Ontology annotation, cellular component: mitochondrion. Gene Ontology annotation, molecular function: 5-formyltetrahydrofolate cyclo-ligase activity. Gene Ontology annotation, biological process: tetrahydrofolate interconversion; folic acid-containing compound biosynthetic process. The transcript has 3 exons. The record is from RefSeq and is a predicted model, not a curated record. Lineage: Eukaryota; Metazoa; Chordata; Chondrichthyes; Myliobatiformes; Myliobatidae. Bases 45 to 659 code for a protein of 204 amino acids.
GGGGGCGUGCACACGUGUGCGCGUUGGGCGGGGCCUCGGUGCUGAUGAACUACGACGGGAACAUGGCUGCGUUACGGGCCGCCAAGAAGGCCUUGCGCCUGGAGAUGAAGCGGAGGGUAGCGGCGCUGAGCGACACCGAGAAGCAUAGGCAAUCAGUGGCUGUGAGCCGGCAGUUAUUGGCUCAUCCCAAAUACCAGAACUGCCAAAGAAUUGCUGUCUUUUUGAGCAUGUCUGAUGAAAUUCAGACAGAAGAUAUAAUAAAAGACGUUUUCCAGAGUAGCAAAGAGUGCUUCAUUCCACGGUACAAGACUGGAAGCAACCAUAUGGAUAUGGUAAAGCUUAGCUCAGUUGAAGAAAUCUGCAACCUGCCUGUGACAUCCUGGAAUAUUCAGCAACCUGCUGAAGAUGAUUUGCUUGAGGAGGCUUUAAACACAGGAGGCCUUGAUCUAAUCCUAAUGCCCGGUCUUGGUUUCGACAAACAUGGUAACAGAUUGGGAAGAGGGAAAGGUUACUAUGACACUUACCUGGAGCGUUGUGUGACGCAUCCAAAGGGCAGACCCUACACUAUUGCCUUGGCCUUCAAGGAGCAGAUAUGUGAUCUAGUACCUAUAACUGAAAGUGAUAAACCAAUUGAUGAAGUGUUGUACGAGAUGCUAUAGGUGAGUCCAUCAGAGCCUGCGGAUUAGACAGGAAGUUCAUUUUAAAUAAAGGACACUAAUUAUCCAUGAAUGUUGAAAAGAAUAAUCACUUAAUUGCAAAAAUUAUUUAAUGUUAAUAGGAAAGCAAUCUCAAUUUCUGCUGAUCUGUUGUGAAAAACAUUGAUGGCACAGAUGAUAAGAAAUAGAGUAUACCUAAGGAAUUGCUUCAUAAAGCUUGAAAAAUACAGAGGAUUCUGAUUAAUUGGGCCAUUGGUUAAUGGGUGCAGCUGCUUAUUCGGGACAACUUAAAGAACAGAACCUAGCUGUGAUUCCUUUUCUUUAUUUGGGACACUAUAGCACUUAAUUGGGCAGGAAAUUGUUGCUGAACAAUUUCUAAGUAGUGUCAGACACAUACUGCACCGUGCCUAGAGCAAACAGUUUUUAAAUAGUGUCAGUUGCGUGUGAUUGUGUUCAAAAAGCAGUGAUUUUGUCACUGAUAGUUGGCAAGAGAUGAGCAGUAAGACAAUGUAGAAUUGUUUUGCUCACUGUGAUUUCAAGCAUUCAGGGUUGGAGAUGCCAGAAGCGGCGGGAGUGAAAAUGAGAGGAUUUCACUAUUUCAACAAGUUAGGAACUAUGAAGAAUUUGAAAGUACUGACAAUCAUCUUGAAUAUUACAAUGAAAAUGAAGAUUUGGAGGUUGCAAUCAUCGGACAGCAUUGUUGAAGGCAGUCCAUUAUCUACAUGAGCUAAGUUUGUUUAUUUGCGGUCAGUCAAAAGAACAUGGCAAUGUACGUGGAAUUCCUCCGUCAAUAAUUAUUGGAAACUAAUAAUACAGUUAUAUAGUACUAUGGUAGUAUUGAUAGUGUUCUGAUUUGUUCUGUAUUUCAUCUAAGUAAUUUGUUAAUGAGUUAAAGACUAGUUUGUCUUUUUUAUACUUUUUAAUUAAUUUCAUGAAACUUUGGCUAAUAGGGGCAGCCGCUUAAGUAGAUCAAAAUGUACUGUUCCUGAUGUGUCCCAAUUAAAUGGAAUCAACUCUGUAUUUACAGUGAAGGGCCAGAAGGGCCUACUCGAUGCUGUAUGUUGAAAAAUAAAUAAAUACAUUUAUAUAUUUUUAAA